Molecule: messenger RNA, 5091 nt
Organism: Coturnix japonica (Japanese quail)
Lineage: Eukaryota; Metazoa; Chordata; Aves; Galliformes; Phasianidae
Gene: TENT4B
Product: terminal nucleotidyltransferase 4B
Biological process (GO): RNA 3'-end processing; polyadenylation-dependent ncRNA catabolic process
Cellular component (GO): nucleolus; TRAMP complex
Molecular function (GO): poly(A) RNA polymerase activity; mRNA binding
Source: RefSeq, a predicted model, not a curated record
GGAGGGGCGGGGGCUGUGGAGCGACGGCGGCGAGCAGGCAGGCGCGGAGCUGCCCUUCCAUAGGAGCCGCCAUUAACGCUGGGACCCGCUGACAGGGUCUCGGCGGCGGCGGCCGGCGCGGGGAGCGGAGGCGGCCGGGGUGGGUCCCCCGUUUGAUGGAUCCCCGGAUCGCCUGGUUCCAGCCAGAGCAGCUCGGCCCCUCGAACCGCCUGUGGAUGCAGAUCUGGGAGACCACGCAGGGGGUCCGCAACCUCUACUUCCAGCAGCAGCAGCAGGAGCAGCAGCAGCAGCAGGAGCAGCAGCAGCAGAGCGCCCCCGCCGGGGCCGGCCCGGCCUCCCCGCCCGGCAUGUACCGCGCCCCCCGCGCCGACCCCCAGCCCGACUUCCUGCCGCUCGAGAGCGCCAACAACCAGCACAACCGCGGACACCGACAGGCCUCGCCACCCCCGGGGGCCGCCGCCUGGGCCCGGCCCGCUCGGGGGGUGCCGCCCGCAGCCGCCGCCGCCGCCGCCGCGGCCGCCAGCAACAAGAGGAAGCGCGACAACAAGGCCAGCACCUUCGGGCUCAACUACAGCCUCCUGCUGGGGCCGCCCGGGCAGGGCCGGGCCCCCGCCCUGGGCGACGGGCCGGCCGCCAGGGCCCAGUCUGGCCUGGCCGAGUCGCACUACACCGGCACCCCAUGGAAGAAGAGGAACUACAGCCAGGGAGUCGUGGGUCUUCAUGAAGAAAUCAUUGACUUUUACAAGUAUAUGUCUCCCAGACAUGAAGAAGAGAGAAUGCGGAUGGAAGUGGUGAACAGGAUAGAAAACGUUAUAAAGGAACUCUGGCCUAAUGCAGAUGUGCAGAUAUUUGGAAGUUUUAAAACUGGUUUAUAUUUACCUACAAGCGAUAUUGACUUAGUUGUGUUUGGAAAAUGGGAGACGUUACCUCUUUGGACCUUGGAAGAAGCUCUUAGAAAGCACAAUGUAGCAGAUGAAAACUCAGUAAAAGUUUUAGAUAAAGCAACUGUACCUAUUAUUAAACUGACAGAUUCCUUCACGGAAGUAAAAGUUGAUAUCAGUUUUAAUGUACAGAAUGGGGUUAAAGCAGCACAGCUCAUCAAAGAUUUUAUCAAGAAAUAUCCUGUAUUACCAUAUCUAGUUUUAGUAUUGAAACAGUUCCUGUUGCAGAGGGACCUUAAUGAAGUAUUCACAGGUGGAAUCGGUUCUUAUAGUCUUUUUUUAAUGGCUGUCAGUUUCCUUCAGCUGCAUCCCAGGGAAGAUGCCUGCACACCCAAUGCCAACUAUGGUGUUCUUUUAAUAGAGUUUUUUGAAUUAUAUGGACGCCACUUCAAUUAUCUGAAGACUGGAAUCCGAAUAAAGGAUGGUGGCUCUUACGUUGCCAAAGACGAAGUGCAAAAAAGCAUGCUAGAUGGCUAUAGACCAUCAAUGCUAUAUAUUGAAGAUCCAUUACAGCCAGGUAAUGAUGUUGGCAGAAGUUCUUACGGUGCCAUGCAAGUGAAACAGGCUUUUGAUUAUGCCUAUGUUGUUUUGAGCCAUGCAGUUUCCCCAAUAGCUAAAUAUUAUCCCAACAACGAAACGGAAAGUAUAUUAGGUAGAAUAAUUAGAGUAACACAAGAAGUAGCCACCUACAGAGACUGGAUAUCAAAGCAGUGGGGAAUGCAAAGUAGGACUGAGUCUUCAUGUAAUGGUAAUGGAGUAACCUUGAUAGUAGAUAAUCAGCAACUAGACAAAUGCAACAAUAAUCUCGCUGAAGAGAAUGAAGCACUGGGAAAACCUAGAAAUAAAACUUCAGAAACACUUAGUAAACAUUCUUCAAAUUCUUCAUCAGGUCCCUUAUCAUCAUCAUCAUCUACACUGUCCAGCUCUAGUGAUGUAGAUUCUGAUGGAACACCUUGCAAAACCUCUAAACAGUUGAGUUGUCGCCAGCCUACGACAAACAGAGUGGGGUCACAAGAAGUAUCACUGGAAUCCUCCCAGUCAAGUGGGAAAACACAAAACAGCCAAGCAGGCAAUACAUCCAGCAACACGAACAAAUCUCAGCAUGGAUCUGCACGGUUAUUUCGCUCUUCUAACAAAGGCUUCCAAGGUCCAGCAAACUCAAGCCACGGUACCUCAGUCACAAACAAACAACAUCAAGGCAGCAAAUCACACCAUCAGUAUUACCAUGGCAAAAAGAGGAAACACAAGAGGGAUGCAGGCCUUUCAGACCUUUGUAGAUAGUUGCCUAUUUUAUGACUGUUCUUCUGUGUGCAAUGAUCUCAUGCUACAGGAUAGUUUGAUAGUGACUCCUUGGAUCUCUUCCGGAGCUUCAGACUGUUCGGACAUUGAUUAGCAACUGCAUUUUUUUUUUCCCAGCUCGCCACGGAACGGAUCAUGAAGAUUGAUCACUGCAAAAUAAAAAAGAAAAAUAAAAAAAAUAAAAAAAAGAAAAACAGAAAAAAAAAGGAAAAAAAAAUUUAAAAUCCAAAAAAUAUAAAAAGGAAAAAAAAAAAAAAAAAAGGAAAAAGGCUGCUCAUUUGAUAAGUCAUACGCUACAACAGGGUCAUUUAGGAUAUAAAAGCUUGAAUGUAAGAUAAAUGUAUUUCCCAUGAGCUCAUGCUGACCUGUAGGGGUAGUACUCAGUGUGUCUAGGGGGUGGUUAACAAAACACAAAAAAUAGGAAAAAAAUAAAAAAGGCAAAAAAUUGUAUUUUGAGGGAAACCCAGCCUUUAAACGUGAAAGUAAUUUGUGCAUGAUUUUUUUUUUUAUUAUUAUUUUUGCAUAUACUUACCAUUUUAUUGUGUAUAUAUAGAUGACCAUAUAGGAAAACUGACAUUUGUAAUAGUGGAUUUGUUAAUACUUUUUACAUAACAUUACUGUUUAAAUUGUAAACAUAAAUUUUUCUCAGGAUUAGUUUGGAAAAUGAUCUGAAUUGUCAUCUUAACACCCAUAUAAAGAGACAUUACUAGUUACAUUGCUCAGAAUUUCUUUUCUUGGCAUUAAGAUUUAAUAGAACAUUUGAUCUGCAAAAGCUGUUCCUCUGGAAGAAAGUUCUAUGGUGACAAAUGAAACGUUUCAUUUGUAUAAAGUGUAGCUGUACUUUGUGUAGACACUGAGCUUGUCAUCUUGGAGAAGUAACCUCUUCACCUUGUUUUCUAGAGUGCCAUCAUUUCAGGGCAGUGGGGUUUUAUAGUUGCACCCUUCUCCUCCUCCCCUUAGUGGUCCUCCCUCCCUCUUUUAUUUUUUCUUUUUCCUUUUUUUUUGAUGUAGGCCACUUUGGGGAGGGCUGGUUGGUUGCUGUUGGUGAUUCUUUUUGUUUGUUUUUUUUUUCUUUUUCUUUUUUUUUUUAAUCUUUUUUUUUUUCUUUUUUUUUUUCCCCACCCCUUUAUUUUAAAAAAACAAAACCAAACAAACCCAAAACAAGUCAGUUUGCUACAGGCCAUGUGCAUUCCUGGGCUGCUUUGAUCCCACGCCUCUUUGUUUGUGCCUUCCCUCCCCAUUCUAGGUCUGGUUUUUUGUCUUUUAUAUUUUUGCUAACUCCUGUAGGAGAUGAUAACUGUUGAAGCUUUAAGUAAAUUUUACAAUUAAAGUAUUUUUUCUCACUCCCCUCUAAGGCAUUUUUGUAUUUACACUUAAUUAUUAUUAAAAAGAAAAAAAAAGAAAAAAGAAAAAAAAAUCGAAUGAUGAAAUAUAUUUUGUAUUGCCUUAAAAACCCAAACCUUUCAUAUCUCAUAGUAUUUCUUCAUUGAUCUAAUUACCACUAAAUUUAAACUCCGCAUUUGUCUGGUUGGGUCACGCUGUAAACCUGGCAGCUCGACGCCGUGAGUGCAACUCAGAUGUGUAACUGCAGGUAUCGUUUGGAAAGGGGGCUGGGACACUUCAGUGGUAAAAGGUUGAGUGGCAUUUACUUUCACGUGUUUCUUUUAAGGGGAAGGUCUGUACCCAGCAUACCUGGCUGUAUUUAAUGCAGCUGUUCUGGAGAUGUUGCUUUUAUAAAAAGUACAGUUAGCUUUUCUUUUUUAUUAAUUCAUAUACAUUUGUGGAAUUCUACAGACCAACCUGACCUUCGAUGGGCACUAAUGAGUGCAAUGAUUCUUAAAGUAAAGAAAAAAAAAAUGCACAAAUAAGACCAGAACUGAUGUCAUCACUUAAUAAACAUUUUUGAUGCGUUAAAGUGUUUUACUUCAAAAAGGAAAGAAUAUAUAUAUAUGUAUUCUGAACGUAUGGAAAGCCGUAACAGUUACUCAAACACUAAGCUUAAGUGAUGUUAAUUUGACAAUAUUUAACAAGGAGAUUAGAUUCAUAUUUUAAUUUGAUCAGAUAAUUUUAUCCACAGGAUGUUGAGCUUUUAUUCAUAGAAACUAGUAAAAGUUAUACCACAUUAUGCAUAAUCACAGUAUUUAUUUUGUUUCAGAUUAUUGUGAAUGUGUAGACUUAUGUUCACCGCUUAGGGAACAAUUAUUUAUAAAUUAUAUUAAUCCAGUAUUGUUAGCUGCUAUUAGCAAAACUGUUCCAAAACUUAAGUAACUGCAAAGAUCUGUAUCGCAUUUACCACACUGAAGUGUUUUUCAAAUGAAUCACCCUCAUUGUUGAAAGCAAAUGUACUCUUAGGGUGCAGAUGUUAGUGUUCCAAUAAGCAUGUGAUAAUUUUAAGGUGGUGGUAGCGGGAAGAUAAUCUUGAUUCCAUUGGGAAUCUUAGGUUUGCCUCAAUUUAUGGUUUUCAUAAAUUUAAUGGAAAAUAGCUUUUCCUGGACUGCUCAAGUUUCUUUUUGGUAAACAGUAUCUUUCUAAAAGAAAAAAAAGAAAAAAGAAAAAAAAAGAAAAAAAAAAAAAAAAAGCAUGAAGGAAGAAUUGAGGUAUUUUACAUUGCCUCAAAUGACCAGCAUUGUAUUCAUAAAAUACUGUAUAUCUUGCAAAUCUUUAUUUAAACAGAACAGUUGAACUGUUCAUUUUUCAAUCUGAAGUAAAAUACUUUCAAGACCUUUUAGUUUGCCUGCUCAUUUGUCUUGUACAUUUCAUCUCUGUAUUUGACUCAAGUCUAAUUCCUUUUUGAGUUUCAAUACUUUUGUGAAGAUUUUGUGAAUAUAUGAAAAAUAAAUGUUUAAUCUAA